AGUCGAGGAACUUGGUGGGCUCUGAAUUAUGGGCCCAAUAAGGAGCGUAGACGAGAAAGAAGAGAAACCAAGGAAGAAGAGAACAAAAAGUUGACUGUAGUAAAGAGUGGACUUUUAUUCAAAUCAAAAGAGCAGACUUUCUUCGUCUUCUUCUUCGUGUCAUUGAGCUUGUACGAUUUCUCUAGCUCCAAUGGAGAAGGAUACUGGAGCCGAGCUCAAUUAGCUUCUGACCUAUCCAAGAAUCUUGAAAUUGCUGAAGUGAAGGAAGAUGAAAAAGAGGAAAAUCUGGAAGAAGAGGGAAUCAAAGCUGAGGCUUCAACAAAGAAGAAAAAGAAGAAGAAUAAAAACAAGAGGAAGAAGAAUUCACCUCAACAGACUGAUCCACCUUCAAUUCCUGUUAUUGAGCUCUUCCCUUCUGGAGAGUUUCCUGAAGGUGAGUACAAGGAAGAUAAUUUGUGGAGAACAGCAUCUGAAGAGAAGAGAGAGAUGGAGAGGCUGCAAAAGCCGAUAUAUAACUCUCUUCGCCAAGCAGCGGAAGUUCAUCGCCAAGUUAGGAAGUACAUGAGAAGCAUAAUGAAGCCUGGAAUGUUGAUGAUUGACAUCUGUGAGACUUUAGAGAACACAGUUCGUAAGUUAAUAUCACAGAAUGGUCUUCAAGCUGGUAUCGCCUUCCCUACAGGAUGUUCUCUCAAUAACGUCGCUGCUCACUGGACACCAAACUCUGGAGACAAGACUGUUCUUCAGUAUGAUGAUGUGAUGAAGUUGGAUUUCGGAACACAUAUUGAUGGGCACAUUGUUGAUUCUGCUUUUACUGUUGCAUUCAAUCCUAUGUUUGAUCCUCUCUUAGAAGCCUCCCGUGAAGCAACAUAUACCGGUAUCAAGGAAGCCGGGAUUGAUGUCAGGCUUUGUGAUGUCGGUGCUGCGAUUCAGGAGGUCAUGGAGUCUUAUGAAGUAGAGAUCAAUGGAAAAAUCUACCAAGUGAAAAGUAUCAGAAACCUGAAUGGGCACAGCAUCGGACGCUAUCAGAUACAUGCUGAGAAAUCUGUUCCUAACGUUAGAGGAGGCGAGCAGACAAAGAUGGAAGAAGGUGAAUUAUUUGCCAUCGAAACCUUUGGAUCAACCGGGAGAGGAAUUGUGAUUGAUGACUUAGAAUGUAGCCAUUACAUGAAACACUUCGAUGUGGGACACGUUCCUCUGAGGUUACCAAGAGCGAAACAACUCCUUGCCACCAUUAACAAGAAUUUCUCCACUCUGGCCUUCUGCAGACGCUACUUGGACCGUCUUGGUGAAACCAAAUACUUGAUGGCUUUAAAGAAUCUGUGUGAUGCUGGCAUCAUCGAGCCAUGCCCUCCAGUGUGUGAUGUGAAAGGAAGCCAUGUUUCUCAGUUUGAGCAUACGAUCUUGUUGCGGCCAACUUGCAAAGAGAUUAUUUCCAAAGGAGACGAUUAUUGAAAUAACGAAUUUUUCUCAGUACUUGCAGAAGAUAAGCUAUUGGCAACUGUUUUUGUUGUUGAAUUUUAAUGUUCUUCUCAAGAUUGUACCUUCCGAUAUAAUAUUCAAGAGAAUUUGAUGACAUCUUAAACAUUUUAAAAAGUCUUGUUAUUUGAAUGAAGAUAAAUAAGGUAAGGGAGC
This is a messenger RNA of Thlaspi arvense, 1632 nucleotides long. The record is from the annotation of a GenBank genome assembly. Lineage: Eukaryota; Viridiplantae; Streptophyta; Magnoliopsida; Brassicales; Brassicaceae.